AUACAUGUGUCGGAACAAUAAUAUCCUGAUAAAACGUUGAUUUAAAUAUCAUAUGGAAAGGCCAAAUGGAGGGUUUACACUUCCGAAAUACGACGGCUGACGACUACAAUGUUGUUGUUUCCUUACGUGAAAAUGUGUAUGAUGGACUUGAUUACAUUCCAAGCCGGUAUCAUCAGUAUUUAGACAUUUUCACUGGAUUAGGAGGAUACAUUGGCACAGAAAUGAAUAUAUCAAUUUUCAAAACAACAUUGACGGCCAUUAAACCUUUGGUGAAGACUAAACACAUCUCACCAUCACUACAGACCGUCGAUCAAGCAUACCUUCAGCAUGUCUUUUCGUGUCCUCGUGCUUCUGCUUCAUUGUUUCCUGAAAACAAAAUCAUCGUUUCUUGUCUGCCAUACAAACCUAUACCAUCAAAUAUCGAACGUAUCGUGAAAUCGGUGUCCGAAAUGUUAGCUUCAGGCACCAAAGAUAGCAUCUGCCCACAUGAAUUGUCAAUGAAGUCCGCUGCCACCGAAGACGAUUGCGUAGCUGGUAGAGUUUUGUUCCUCGAUAUCUUCGGCGAUAUAUCUAAUGAGAAAAAUCUAUCUGAUCAUAUCUACAAACAGACGGGAAAAUUCUUGACCAGUUGCAAAGGAGAAGACCUUGUGCUGUAGGCUACGUUUCCGACACAACAGAGUACUGAUACACUUUAUCGAAUUAUAUCAGAAUAUACUUGGGCUUUGGUUGAGAAGAAGGUGCUGUAUGGAUUGGUACAGUCCAUCUUACGUUUGCGUGAAAGGGUUUGAACUAAUAUAUCAACAUUAACAUAGAAUGCGCUAAGUUAGGAAUCAUCUUUAGUAGACAAGUGUUUUUUUAUGUAUUGGAGGAAUGAUUUUAAAAACAUUUUAAUUUUAUCGAGUUUUUCUUGGUAUCGUCGGAUUUCUGAAGAUUGAUGAAAGCUUACAAGCCUCUAGCCCACUGCAUCCCGUUGUAUGAUCGCACGAGGCGAUUUUGCACCGCUUCACUAUCACUGUUGAUACGAUUACUAUAUAAGAUAAACCUUUUGGACUUGUAUGGCCAGUCUUUGUUUAAUAUAAACGUGAUUUGUUUUCAAUUACUUCUGGACUAUACAUUCUUUCUUACCUAUUAACUGUAUGCUUUUGUUUUAUUUUGUCAGGAAGUUAUUCAGUAAAUCAAAAUAAAUUUUACGAAAUAUAGUAAUAGACAAUGGGAUUUAAUAAAGAGAGAUUAUAAGAAUAGUUAUGUGCUUUUAACCUUCACUAAUUUCCUUUCAAACAGUCAUUUAUUUCAUCUUUGGUGGCUGGACUAUGAGGAUUCCAUUCUAAGCUAGUGCUUCAGAUUAUUUUUACGACGGAAACAAGUUGAAACUGUAAUUCCUUUUCAGUUAAGAUUAGCUAUAUGUAAUUAAAUAUCAAUGAAAUUAUAUUGAUGAUGUAGGAUAAAAUACCUUAUCCACGUGGGAUUUUGUUAACUUCAAAUUCGCCAACAGGUAGAAAGAUGCCACUUACAUCAGUAAUAUCCUUCAUCAAAAGUAAGUCGAAGCUAACAUACUACCGUACUUCAUAAACAGAAAUGCCCUUGUUUGCAGACAGAGCUUCUAAUAACAAUCUUUGUUUAUAAAUAAAAUUAAAUAACCUGUUCGUAAAAAGAACUAGGCUUGCUCAAUAAUCAAUCUAUCUAUAUAUUUUCAAAUUUUGUCGGAAGACAAAAUCCUAGCUAUUUCCGCUUUUGUAUUACAUUCCUUCCAAAUACACACUUAUUAUAAGGAUAUGGACCGCCCUAUAAUGUUGCUUCUAUCAUAUAUGCCGAUCGAUGUCGAUUUCUUUAUGAUAACAACCCUUCUCCUCAUAUCUAUGGUGUAAACAUGUCGCAGUUGUUUCGGUUUUAAAGAGUUUGCUCUUAAUGUUAUGAUUUCCAUGAUAAAUGUCGACAUAGGGUUUUCAAGAAUGCAGCCUGAUGAAGACUAUGGACAAGGUUUAUAGUCUCAUUAAUAUUUCACAGGGACAUUUGCUAUGUUGCUGUUUAAUAUGAAAGUUGAUCUUUUGAUUAUGUUCAUUAAUGUGCCUUGUGGUUUCUUGUCACUACCAGAGUUCUUGGUUAAAGGACGUGAAAUCAAUUGAAUUUGACUAAGAUUCACAAUGUACAUGGCGGGCGUCGUAUAUGAAGCAGUAGAUGCUUAGCCUUUGGAACAACGAGCCUUAUUUUACUUUUACUUUUGCAAGGGUAUCCAAGUCAAUUUAUUUUUAUCCAUAUUUUGGAAUCGUUUUACCGAUUUAGCGUUCAAAUAAUGGUUUUGUUAACACUACCCUUGUUAAAAUCAAUGACGUUAAAAUAUUUAUUUUAGUGAAUCGAUCUGGUGUUAUCACCUGUUAAGAUGCGUAAUAUACCAAAUCAUUUAUUUAUUUUGAUGAGAGAAUAUUUGCAAGCGAUAUGAAAUUUCAAACUAUGAAUAUAUUUGUCAACAGCAGCUUUCGAUUAUGCUGGUCCUUAUGUAGUAAUCAAUAUAAAUGACAAAUUUAACUUAGCGUUCAUGAAUACAUUGCAAUAUGAUUUUACAUGAUAUUAUUAGUGUAAUGAUUAUUUAAGAGUGACAUCUGGAAAAUACAUACAUAAAGUACACAAUGCAUUGGAAAUCUUUUAAAAUAUUUAGAAUACUGUCAUACUGUGAACUCACUAAUUUUCUUGGUGAUACAAUUUCUUUGAAUUCCUACGUCCACGAAGAAAUUACAAGUUUGACAUAAAAUUUUCUUCGUUGGAGAUUUGUAUAGAGUUUUUUUUUUUCAAUUUCGACAUAUUUUUCACUUCAAUGAAAUUCGCUCCGGUAACAUUUCGAUCAUUAUUAGAUGAUGAAAAAAUUCAGGAAUUUUAUCCAGUUUUGUACUAAAAAAUAUAUAGAUAAUAACGUUAAUGAGCUGAAGGUAAGAGUAAAGUAGGAGAAUAAAGGCCAAGGGAUUGCGAAAAAGAUAGAAGAAUAUUGCAUACAUAAUCUCUCCAAUAUAGCACGCGAAGAAAUAUUUACUUCGUCCUCGUCGAUUGUUCUGGGGGGAAAAAAACCCGAAAAACAUCUGCACGUGUUGCAGGCUAUUCACCUGGAAAAACUUCCUAACUUUAAAGCAUAGACAACACAGAUAUGGUAGACCGAAAAAAGCCAUUUAAUUUUAAUUAUUUAAGAGUGACAUCUGGAAAAUGCAUACACGCAGCACAUAUUGCAUUGGAAAUAUUUUAAAAUAUCUAAACCUGAUUAACUUUUAAACGUUAUCUACUGUCAUGCUUCGAAAUCACUAAUUUACUUGGUGUUCCACUUCGUUGAUUUCGUAGGUUAUCCUCAUCCACGAAUUCAUAGGUCCACAAAGUAAUUACAAGUUCUUCCAACGGAAUUUGUUUUUAGAACGCAACUACACUAGCAUGCUUUAAGACAAAACUCAUCGGAGACGUUUUUGUAUACCUCUUGGGCUGUUAGGACUUGUGUGGACUGGCAUGCUGUCGAUAGGGAAGGCCAGAGUGUUAAACGAUUCGCCAAAUACUCAUUUAAAGAAUGGAAACAGCACAAUGAAAGCAAAAUAUUUCAGCGACAUGAAUGACCAAUUUAAUUUUUGACAGUAGAUGUGUAAAAACUUUAAAUAAGGGAAAAUGACAUUAUAUUUUUAUUGUUAUUAUCAUUUUUAUCAAAUAAAUUAUCAUCGCCUCAGACGAAAAUUAUUUAGUAUCUGUCUUAUUAUAUACUUAUUUCAAUUGAUAUACUUAUAUAAUUGUAAGUAAAUAUAUAACUAUAGAUAUGAAUAGGGGCUUCGCACAUUCAACCUAACGCAAUAUAAUAGUGUGUAUUAACA
Messenger RNA from Mizuhopecten yessoensis (Yesso scallop), 3833 nucleotides. RefSeq lists its product as uncharacterized. The record is from RefSeq and is a predicted model, not a curated record. The coding region runs from base 66 to 656 and encodes 196 amino acids. NCBI's taxonomy places the organism in Eukaryota, Metazoa, Mollusca, Bivalvia, Pectinida, Pectinidae. The transcript has 2 exons.